AUGGCUGAUACUACCACCCCGGAUAUCGACCUCAGUGAAGCUGCUUUGGAUGAGUUUCUAGAGGACACGCGGUUCAGUCGCAUCUUUGAGCUUCCUGCAGAUGAGGCGCAAGGCCGGAGCCAACCAUUACGGGUAACGUACGCAGACUACGGCUACAGUAACCCGGAACGCCCUGAGCUCGACAAUGUCUUCCUCUUCUUCGCGCCAUUACUCGGUUCCCGGAUGACUCGGGUUGCUCUGGAUAAACUCGCCCAGCAGCACAGGGUCCGAAUCAUCAGUCCCGAUAGACCAGGGUUUGGGAAAACCACUGAUGUUGAACCUGAGGGAAGGAUUGUCUUUUGGCGUGAUGCUGUAUUAGCUUUGUUAAAGCAUCUGAACAUCCGCCAUGUUUCUAUCGGAACACAAAGCGGCGGUACGGUCUAUGCGCUUGAUCUAAUUCUGCAUCACCCUGAGAUUUUGCACCCAGAGCGGCCAUAUAUUGCCAUUGGCGCGCCAUGGAUACACCCCUCCCAAUCCGGCGCUUUGGCCAUGUCCAUCACUCAGUCUCUCCCCAGGGUAAUGAUAGAGCAGAUGGACAAGUUGGCAUCUGUGGUCACUACUGUGUCCGCUCCUGUGAUGUCUACAAGCUUCGGCUUGUCUGAUGUCAUUCUUGGAUUUCUAGGAGUUAAGUCGUCAUCGGGCCAGGCGGAUCGUUCAGAAGUGGACAGGCAAAUACUCUUCGAGGAUGCCCUGCAGCCCCGAAUGAUCAAAUUCGUGUAUCGCGAAGCUGUCCAUGGCCUCUCUCAAGACGCCGUUCUUCUAAUGAAGCGCACAGAAUCCGAUUCAGGCUGGGCAGACUGGGGAGAUUACGACAACUUGGUGCCAAGGCUGGCUGAGCCACUGCGUUCUCGAGGCAUGCGUCUUGUCGUCGAGGUCUUUCUUGGCGAGACCGAUUACAUGAUCGGCGAUGCUGGUUCCAAGGGGCCAGAGUGGUUUAGCCAAUGCUGGAAGAGUGUGAGUGAAGGUGAUGACAGCCCAAUCGACUUCUCGAGCACUGUCGUCAAAGGGGCCGACCACAACACAACGUGGAACUUACAAUGGGGAAUCCCCGAGCGUGUUUUCAGAAGGAUAGGAACAGGCGCAUAG
Pochonia chlamydosporia 170 is the source of this 1125-nucleotide messenger RNA. Its product is annotated as alpha/beta hydrolase fold family protein. The transcript is spliced from 2 exons. The record is from RefSeq and is a predicted model, not a curated record. NCBI's taxonomy places the organism in Eukaryota, Fungi, Ascomycota, Sordariomycetes, Hypocreales, Clavicipitaceae. Bases 1 to 1125 code for a protein of 374 amino acids.